Messenger RNA from Talaromyces marneffei, 876 nucleotides. RefSeq lists its product as uncharacterized. Lineage: Eukaryota; Fungi; Ascomycota; Eurotiomycetes; Eurotiales; Trichocomaceae. The coding region runs from base 1 to 876 and encodes 291 amino acids. The transcript has a single exon. The record is from RefSeq and is a predicted model, not a curated record.
AUGGCGGCACUAUCUGAUUUUUCGCGCGUGAACGAGAUUGUUCUGGUCCGGUCUCCCGCUGGUGAUGAUCAGUCGUCGCCUUCGGCCGAUGGAGUGGUGUCUUCGCGGUCCAGCAGCAAGACUCUAGCUGGUGCCACCGCGCCAGAGACGAUAUUGCUGCUUUCCUGGGGUGAUGCGGCCUCAAAACACAUUGAGAAGUACACCAACAUGUACAGUAAACUCUACCCCGGAGCCAAAAUCAUUCUUGUCCGGGGCGGCGUGGCAGAUUUCCUGUAUCGCUCGGAGAGCACCCAGCGCAAGCUCGUGGCGCCAGCGGUGAAGAUCCUGAGUGAAUCGGCGGAUGAAUCGACUUUGCUUGUACACGUCAUGUCGAACGCCGGAUCCAAGUCAUGGUCGACAAUCAGCAAGUCGUACCUCGAAUCCACGGGACGCCCUCUCUCCAACGCCGCAACCAUCCUGGACAGCGCCCCGGGCCGCUGGCGAUUUGGGCAGACAUGGACAGCCCUGUCGCGAAGUUUGCCGCGCGCUUUCUUUCCCAGGAUGGCGCUGAGCUUUGUUUUCGGCAUGAUUUUGUGCGUGAUUCAAGUCAAAGACUUCGUUACUCCAGGACCGGAUGUCUUAGAUACCGUGCGGGAGAAUUUGAACAAAGUUGUUGCGACUAGACUGAAGGGAAGCCGGAGAUGCUACAUUUAUUCUGAUGCGGACGACAUCAUUGGAACCGAGGACGUGGAGGAGCAUGCGAAAGAUGCGCAGCAGAAGGGCUGGGCGGUGGAGCUCGUCAAGUUCCAGGGAAGUACACACGUUGGACAUUACAAACAGAACCCGGAAACGUAUCUAGAGGCGAUUCAGAGGACAUGGUUGGGGAGAUCGAAGUAA